AAUCAGCCACAAGAGCUGCGCCACUAUCGUUUUGAAAUUCCACGCAUGUUCGCAAAGUCCGGAAACAGCAAAAUACCGGCUGUUAUGCUGUUAUCCGUCACAAGCAAGCCGCGAUUUUCUCGACCGGAUUCUGUUUUUUGUUUAUACACAACAGAGCGUCUUCGGGAAAUAGAUUCUGACUCGGAUAUAGAUAAAAUUUCAUUGUUAGAAUUUCAAACCAGGAGAACGGUUAUUUUCAGCGAUCGCAAGGAAAAUUUUGAAGAAGAAUAGACCAAUGAAUAAAUAAUUUGUUUUCGGAUUGUAGGAAACCGCGCAUAUAUAAAUGCCACCAAAGUGUAAAUUCCAAGAAGGCGAGAAAGUUCUAUGCUUUCAUGGACCACUCAUCUACGAAGCAAAGUGUUUAAAAUCAUCUAUUGUAAAGGAAAAACAAAUAAAGUAUCUCAUUCACUACGCCGGAUGGAAUAAAAACUGGGACGAGUGGGUGCCCGAAAGUCGUGUUCUAAAGUACAACGAAUCUAACGUCCAGAAGCAGCGAGAGGUCCAAAAAGCACAUUCCAAUCAACAACCUACUCAGCGAAAUAAAAAAAGUGCAACUGCUACCAAGAGUCAGGGAAGAAGAAGCGAGGGAGGCAAAGAAAAAGAUACGGAUAGCAGAGCUAGCACACCUGUCGGUUCGUCCGAAAGACUUCCAGGACGUAUCGGCAAAACUCCUGUUGGAACACUUACCCCUUCUUCGUCAUCCCAAGAUGGCUCUGUUGAUGCAACCCGCAAAAAACGAAGUAGUCGUCUGGAGACGGCAGGUGAUUCGGAUGAUUAUCUUGCCAAGGUUGAAUUCAAGAUCAAAAUAUCGGAUGAUCUAAAAGGAUUUCUCGUCGACGAGUGCGAUACAAUUACAAAGCAGAACAAAUUUGCCUCUCUCCCUAUGAGAUUUACAGUUGAUAAAAUAUUGAACGAUUAUGUUGACUCUAAGGGAGGAACAGGCAAGACUUCAUCCAACGACAGGGACAGUGCAUUGGAAGUAACAAAAGGCAUAAGAGAAUACUUCAAUAUUGCUUUAAGCCUUCAAUUGUUGUACAAAUGCGAGCGAACACAGUAUGAAGAAGUUGUCAAUGAAAAUCCGGACAGUUUGCCGAGUCAAUUAUACGGAGCAUUUCAUUUACUCAGGCUAUUCGUGAAAUUGGGAGGAAUGUUAUCCUAUACGACUCUUGAUGAACGAAGCAUUCAAAUGCUGUUGGCCCAUUUUCAAGACUUUCUUCAAUACCUUCAGAAAAAUAGUCCUCUUCUAUUUGAUCUCAAUCGAGAUUAUGUACAAAUUGGCUCCUAGCAUAAAAAUCAUUUGAGUAAUUAUGCUACAAUAAGUACAGAAUUGUAAUAAUUGAAAAAAAAAAAACAGUAUUAUUUUGGACGCUUACGGUAAGAUUUGCUAGGUGUAUAAAAAUCUGUAAUAAAUUAAUUUUGAAUAUAUA
This is a messenger RNA of Venturia canescens, 1466 nucleotides long. RefSeq names its product mortality factor 4-like protein 1 (gene MRG15). Lineage: Eukaryota; Metazoa; Arthropoda; Insecta; Hymenoptera; Ichneumonidae. Gene Ontology annotation, cellular component: NuA4 histone acetyltransferase complex; nucleus. The transcript is spliced from 6 exons. The coding region runs from base 323 to 1324 and encodes 333 amino acids. Gene Ontology annotation, biological process: regulation of DNA-templated transcription; chromatin organization. The record is from RefSeq and is a predicted model, not a curated record.